Messenger RNA from Dichotomopilus funicola, 4539 nucleotides. RefSeq lists its product as uncharacterized. Gene Ontology annotation, molecular function: protein binding. The record is from RefSeq and is a predicted model, not a curated record. Bases 1 to 4539 code for a protein of 1512 amino acids. Gene Ontology annotation, cellular component: cytoplasm; plasma membrane; endoplasmic reticulum. The transcript has 5 exons. NCBI's taxonomy places the organism in Eukaryota, Fungi, Ascomycota, Sordariomycetes, Sordariales, Chaetomiaceae.
AUGAGCGAACCGGCCGUCCCGCCGCCGACGGCCGUAGGCGGUCUACGACCGUCAGCAACAAUGCCCGCGACAAUGUCGUCCUCAUCAUCAUCAACCUCCCACCCACCAUCGCAACAACAACAACACCAACAACCAUCAUCCUCCUUCCUCCAACCCCCAUCCUCACAACACCACCCCCAACCACCGCCACCACCAACCCAACGCCAGCCCUCCUUCUCCCAAGCCAUCGUCCCCGGCCCCGCAAUCCCCGUAACCCUCACCGAAGCCGCCCUUGACUCCCCCACCUUCCGCGCCACAGCCGUCCACUUCUCCGACCAGCUCGACGCCAUCGAGCGCUGGCUCGACAGCUACCAGCGCAGCACCACCAAACUCGUCCACGACAUGCUCGCGCUCGAAGACUCCGUCGGCGCCUACCUGUCCAAGAUCUCCCCGCCGGCUAUCGCCUCGCCCGCUGAUUCCCCCGUUCUCGAUGCGGACUACACGUUGCCUGCGCUGCGGCGGGCGGGGGAGGGAGCGCGGGAGUGGUGGGGGGGGAUUUUGGCGGUGGUGCGGAGGCUGGAACCGGUUAGUGUUGAGCCGGUGAGGGGGUUUGUGCAGAAUGAGCUGAGGGGGUUUCGGGAGACGAGAAGGGUGUUGGAUGCGGCGCAGAAGACGUUUGAUGGGACCUUGGCGCGGUAUGUGGGGCAGAGCAAGACCAAGGAGCCGAGCGCGUUGAGGGAGGACGCGUUUGCGGUGUUUGAGACGAGAAGGGCGUAUUUGAAGGCGAGUUUGGAUUAUUGCCAGAUGGCGCCGCAGGUAAGGGCGGGGCUGGAUAGGUUGUUGGUGAGGGUGUGUGCGGAUAUGGCGAGGGAGAUGAGAAGGACGGGUGAGUCGUCUCAGGGGUUAGGCUCGGGCUCAGGGACGGGGACGGGGACAAAGGAACUGGAGCGCAUCCGCGGGUGGGUGCGGGAGAUGGAGAUGACUGAGGGGGUGUUCAAGCGCGAGCUGCAGAUGGCGCGGCGUGGGAUUGGUGAGACCACACUGGCCAUGCACAAGCCGUCGCGGGAGCUAGAGGACUACAGCGUGUCGACGGUGCCGUUCCUGGGAUCGUCCAAGGGCCCGAUGAGCAUGCAGCGCGACGACCAGACGGCGGUGAUCUCGGAGAAGCAAGGGUGGUUGUUCUUGCGGGUGCUGACGGGUAAACCUGUGCGGACGACGUGGAUCCGGCGGUGGUAUUACUGCCGCGACGGUAUCUUUGGCUGGCUGGUGCAGAGCCCGCAGGGGGUGCUGCAGGGCGACGAGAUCGGCGUGUUGCUAUGCAGCGCGCGGCCCGCGGUGCAGGAAGAGCGCCGGUUCUGCUUCGAGAUCAAGACCAAGACGCAGACCAUCCUGUUACAGGCCGAGACGCAGGCGCAGUUGAUCGAGUGGCUCGAAGUCUUCGAGGUGGCCAAGAAGAAGGCGAUCGAGGCAAGCAUGGGCCGGGACCCGGGCUCCGCGCUGGGUAGUGCCGACCCGGCGUUUUCCAUCACGCCGCCGUCGAUUCCGGAGUUCUCGGCCAAGAUGAUGGACAGCGGUGCAGGUGGUGGCAGUGGUAUGGACGAAGGCAGCGGCAUGUCAUCGGCGGACAGGGGGUCGUCGUCGUCGGCCACGCUGCCUGUGCCUGGCCAGGACCCAGGCCUGACGCGGGCCAGCUUCGAUGCGCAUGCUCCCCCGCGGCGGGCGAUUACGACUCACCUGGCGCGGGAGGAGGGUGAGACCGGCCGGGAGCACGCGGCGCGUAUCAUGCAGAACCUGCACCGCAAGUCGGCGUUUGCCAGCUCGACUGAUGCGCCGUCUUCUAGUGUGGGUGCCGGGACGGCCACGGGCGCAUCGGCGACGUCUCCGCAUCUCGGAUACCCUUCGUCCAUGCGUCCGCCAGCCGAUCACAAAGCGGCGAAGAGCCUGGCCCCGAUUACGCUGGCGAAACCGCCGAUCGCAACCAACCUCAGCAAGACGGCGAUCCUGGCCAGUGCCAACGCGGCGGGUUCCUCGAGCAGCUUGCCCACAGCGGUGCUGGCCAACUACUGGGGCAGCAGUCCCUACACGUCGGUGUACUGCCCCAGCCCGUCGAUCCCAAACACCCCCAAGCCGGACAUGAGCGAUCCUUUUGUGGCCGCCGCUGCCAAGGCUGCUGCCGCUGCGGCCAACUCGAACGCAAACUCGAACGCGAGCUUGAACACCGGCGCGAACUCGCAUCGGAAGACGGUCAGUGUGGACGCGACGGUGACGGAUAUCAGGGCGAAUAAUAAAAGGGGCGAGGGCGCGGAAGAGAGCGCCACCAAAGGAACGGCCAGGUUCCCGGCGAACUACCCGCCUGAACUCCGGGCGCAGUAUGCGCAGUUCCGGCUGUUCUUCCCGACGGCGCCUGUCGAGGACAAGCCGGUGUUGGUGUUCAACGCCGCGUGGUCGAGUAGCGCAGCCGCAGCGACGGAAAGCACAGAGGGCAACAGCAGUGGAAGUGCUGGGAACAAGAGUAAAGAAGGCGGCAUGGCAGGCAACGGACGCAUCUUUGUCACGGCCGACCGCAUGUACUUCUACGGCGACCAGAUGGGCCUUGUGGUCGCGUAUGCGAUCAACCUGGACAGCAUCACGGAACUGACGGCUGCGCCCGGGCGCGACUGUGAUUUUAUAUUUUUGCAUCUGAAUCAGGGCAUGCCGGAUAUCAGCUACGCGCGUAUCACGGUCAAGGUGUUUCUCGAGGACUUUGCGCUGCUGCAGGCGCGGUUGAACUUGCUGGUGGAUGACUUGCAGGCGGCUGAGCCGAUGGAGCUGGAGGAGAUUAUUGGGGCGUUGUCGACGCUGAAGGAGGGGCGGGAAGGGAGAUAUGGUCGUGGGCACGGGCAUGGGGGUCAUCAUGGUAGACGCAGUCCGAGCGUGGAAAGCUGGGAGGAUGUGGCGUCUGAUAUGCCACUGGGUCGGCCCCUACUGAAGAGGAGUGGGAGAGAUUCUCACGGCCGCUUCGGACACAAGAAGUCGUCGGUGCACAAGGUCCAGCUACCGACUCACCCCGUCGUGUACGAGCCCCCCGACAUGGGCAAACCCGUGGCCGAGCGGCACUUUGAGAUCAGCGCCAAGUCGUGUUUUCACGUCCUGUUCGGCGACAAGAGCUUCCUAUUCCCGAAGCUGUACUUUGAGCGCGGCGCGCAGGAGAUCGCCCAGGGCGGCUGGGAACUGCAGGACCACGGCCGCAUGCGCCGGCAGUUCCGCUUCCGCGUCGAGUACGUCGACAUGCUUGGCCGCAAGAAGCCCGGCGAUGUCGCCGACACCCAAACCAUUGACAUAUUCCAGGAUCACAUCACCUACGUCGUCGCCCACACCAAGACCGCCUGGCACCUACCGCACUCCCACGCCUUUAAACUGAUUACCAAAGUCGUCGUCACCCACCUCGCCAAGUCCAAGUGCAAACUGGCCAUCUACACCCGCGCCGAGUGGGCCACCCCAGCGCCAACCCUAACCAUGUUCGUCAAAAACAUGGUCCAGCGCCAAGCCCUCGACGACGCCGCCAACGACGCCGAGGAACUAGCCGACCUAGCCACAGACCAAGUCCGCAAGCUCGGCCCGCACUCCCGCACCAAGCGCGCCAUCCAGGUAUACGGCAACAUCGGCCAGCAACAGCAAACCGUCGUCUUCUCCCCCGACGCCACGCCCGAAAGCUGGCAGCUCCUCCAGCAACAGCAACAACAGCAAGGCCCGGGGGGCAUGGGCGUCACGGCUGUCCGUCCCCGCACGCUGACUGACAUGAUGCUGGAGACGGGGCGGUCGUUCCUCGAGAGCGCUAUUACGAGUGUUAUGAUGUGGGCGUAUGCUGCGCUGCGGCGGCUGUUCCGCGUGGUGCGUGCUCAUCGCGUGAUACUGGUGUUGCUGGUGGCGAGUGUGGCGUAUAAUGUGGUGGUGGUGUCGCAGGCGGGGGCCGCGUGGUGGGUUGAACGGAGAUCGGCGAGGUAUAUGAGUCGAUUAGGGGUGGGCCCGAAUGGGAUGAUGGGACGGGCGGUGUAUCUGGCGGAUUUGGAGGGGGCUGUGAGGGUCGAUGGGAAGGCGCCUGGUGGAGGGGAUGGGGGGGAGAGUCAGUGCUACCAAACCUUCCAAUCCCUCCUCAACAGCACCACCACCUCCCUCGACGCCCCCUCCGGCCCAUCUCCCGCCUGGCCCUUUCCCUCCUCCUCCUCAUCAUCCUUCUGGACUUCAUCCUCGAUAAGCACAACAACAACGACAACAUCCUCAACAACCCUCGCCGCCGCCCGCCGACUCCGACGCGUCCGCCAGCGCAUGGGCGCCUACCGUCACGAUUUACUUGUCGCUCUGCGCGUGGUCAACAGAGUCGAGCAGGAGAUGGUGCAGAGCGAGUGGGAGACUUGGUUGGCCGGGGAGACGAGACGGUGUGAGAUGGUUGGGGGGGUUUUGUUGCGGCAGCAGGAGGAAGAAGAAGGGAAGGGAACGGAGGGGUUGAGGGCGUGGUUUGGGGAGUACUGUGCUAGUUGUGCUGUGGAGGAACGGAGGGUUGGGGAGAGGGGGUUGUUCUGA